This is a messenger RNA of Diceros bicornis minor, 3516 nucleotides long. RefSeq names its product myotubularin related protein 2 (gene MTMR2). The transcript has 15 exons. The record is from RefSeq and is a predicted model, not a curated record. Gene Ontology annotation, biological process: dephosphorylation. Gene Ontology annotation, molecular function: phosphatidylinositol-3,5-bisphosphate 3-phosphatase activity. Lineage: Eukaryota; Metazoa; Chordata; Mammalia; Perissodactyla; Rhinocerotidae. Bases 376 to 2307 code for a protein of 643 amino acids.
UUCUCUUACUCCUCUCUCAUAUCUAAAAUUUCCCCUCCUUCCACACGUCCCUCGUCCCUCGUCCCUCCCGCCUCAUAAGACCCUCUCACGCCGGGAACCGUCACCUCCCUUUCCCAGCGCCCAGAGGCCGAGCAGCGGGACGCAGCGCGCACAGCGCGCCGGGGCGGGCGUCUGAGGGGCGACGCGGGGUCCCCCCGCUCCCCGGCAGCCCCGGGCGCGGUGCAGUCUGGGGGAACAUGGCCGCUUCCGGUCUCCCUGCCGGGCCGGCACUGGCCUGAGCGCGGCUCCUGCCCGGCGCACUCCGCCCUCCGCUCCUCCCGCCCCGCAGCCGCGGAGGUCGCUUCAGCCUCUCCCUCCCGCUGCCCCCGCCGCGCCAUGGAGAAGAGCUCGAGCUGCGAGAGUCUUGGCUCCCAGCCGGCGGCAGCACGGCCGCCCAGCGUGGAUUCUCUGUCCAGUGCUUCCACUUCUCAUUCAGAGAAUUCAGUGCAUACAAAAUCAGCUUCUGUUGUAUCAUCAGAUUCCAUUUCAACUUCUGCAGACAACUUUUCUCCUGAUUUGAGGGUCCUGAGGGAAUCUAACAAAUUAGCAGAAAUGGAAGAACCACCCUUGCUUCCAGGAGAAAAUAUUAAAGACAUGGCCAAAGAUGUAACUUAUAUAUGUCCAUUCACUGGUGCUGUACGAGGAACUCUGACUGUCACGAAUUACAGGUUAUAUUUCAAAAGCAUGGAACGGGAUCCCCCAUUUGUUUUAGAUGCUUCUCUUGGUGUGAUAAGUAGAGUAGAAAAAAUUGGUGGUGCUUCUAGUCGAGGGGAAAAUUCUUAUGGACUAGAAACUGUGUGUAAGGAUAUUCGGAAUUUACGGUUUGCUCAUAAACCUGAGGGGCGAACAAGAAGAUCCAUAUUUGAAAAUCUAAUGAAAUAUGCGUUUCCUGUUUCUAAUAACCUGCCUCUUUUUGCUUUUGAAUACAAAGAAGUAUUCCCUGAAAAUGGGUGGAAGCUAUAUGAUUCUCUUUUAGAGUAUAGAAGGCAGGGAAUUCCAAAUGAGAGCUGGAGAAUAACAAAGAUAAAUGAGCGAUAUGAGCUUUGUGAUACGUACCCUGCCCUCUUGGUUGUGCCAGCAAACAUUCCUGAUGAAGAAUUAAAGAGAGUGGCAUCCUUCAGAUCCAGGGGCCGUAUCCCAGUUUUAUCAUGGAUUCAUCCUGAAAGUCAAGCCACAAUCACUCGAUGUAGCCAGCCCAUGGUAGGAGUGAGUGGAAAGCGAAGCAAAGAAGAUGAAAAAUACGUUCAGUCUAUCAUGGACUCCAAUGCCCAGUCUCAUAAAAUCUUUAUAUUCGAUGCCCGGCCAAGCGUUAAUGCUGUUGCCAAUAAGGCAAAGGGUGGAGGCUAUGAAAGUGAAGAUGCCUAUCAAAAUGCAGAACUAGUUUUUCUAGAUAUCCACAAUAUUCAUGUUAUGAGAGAAUCAUUACGAAAACUUAAGGAGAUUGUGUACCCCAACAUUGAGGAAACUCACUGGUUGUCUAACUUGGAAUCUACUCACUGGCUAGAACACAUUAAGCUUAUACUUGCAGGGGCUCUUAGGAUUGCUGACAGAGUCGAGUCAGGAAAGACGUCUGUGGUAGUACACUGCAGUGAUGGUUGGGACCGCACCGCUCAGCUCACUGCCCUCGCCAUGCUCAUGUUGGAUGGAUACUACCGAACCAUCCGAGGAUUUGAAGUCCUUGUGGAAAAAGAAUGGCUAAGCUUCGGACAUCGAUUUCAACUUAGACUUGGCCAUGGUGAUAAGAACCAUGCAGAUGCAGACAGAUCGCCUGUUUUUCUUCAGUUUAUUGACUGUGUCUGGCAAAUGACAAGACAGUUUCCCACAGCAUUUGAAUUCAAUGAAUAUUUUCUCAUUACCAUUUUGGACCACCUAUAUAGCUGUUUGUUUGGAACAUUCCUCUGUAACAGUGAACAGCAGAGAGGAAAAGAGAAUCUUACUAAAAGGACUGUGUCACUGUGGUCUUACAUAAAUAGCCAGCUGGAAGACUUCACUAAUCCUCUCUAUGGGAGCUAUUCCAAUCAUGUCCUUUAUCCAGUAGCCAGCAUGCGCCACCUAGAGCUCUGGGUGGGUUAUUACGUAAGGUGGAAUCCAAGGAUGAAACCACAGGAGCCCAUUCACAACAGAUAUAAAGAACUUCUUGCUAAAAGAGCAGAGCUUCAGAAAAAAGUAGAGGAACUACAGAGAGAGAUUUCCAACCGAUCAACCUCAUCCUCAGAGAGAGCCAGUUCUCCUGCCCAGUGUGUCACUCCUGUCCAAACUGUUGUAUGAAAGGACUGUUAUUAGAUGGGGGCCAUCAUCGCCAUGAACUCCUGAUUACAAUGGCAGCUUUAUGAGUAGAAAUUCUGAAUUUAGAACCCAUCUAUGAGAGACAUUGUUGCUUUAUUUAUUUUAAAUCUCUCUAGGAUGAGUUUAGAACUGUAGCAGUGCAGGUGGUUUAAGUGAAAUAACUCCAUAUGUAAUUACAUAAUUAUGACACUAAUCUUAUAAGUCACCCAAAGAAUAUUAAAAUGCUUCAGUCCUGGAUCCACAGUGGGAACGUUUCUGAUUUCAAAAUACAAAUGACUUCAGAAAUAUACCUCUUGAUGGAAGAGAGCUCAUUGCACAGGAGGAGCAUCACUGUUUUCAAACCAAACCAACGCUGAAACUCUAUGGCAUCACACAUAUUGGGCCUUGAUGUCAUGACAGAUCAAAAUCAUUUGAUGCUCCUUUCCUCAUCAUGGGUUUUUCUUUUUUGUAGUAAGUGAUUUACUUUGAUCACCUUUUAACACCCACAUUCUUUCUUUGUAUAUGAUAAGGUAAAGUCGUGGCGAUAUUAUGGUGUAGUAGUAGUUGAAAAUUAUUGCUGUCAUUAUUUAUGUACUUAUUUAAGAUGUUAUUAGAUAGCUGUUCCAAAAUGAUGCCUUACAGAUGUGCUUAGGGGGAGGACGGAGAGUGGUAGCCGUCCAGGAUUUCAAAGAACCCCACAUCCUUCCAGAUUAGUUUCCAUUUGCCCAAUUACUAGAAACAUCAUAAAACAUUUUAAAAAUUCAUUAUCUACCCUUAUUUACAUUUUUUUGUGUGUCUGAACAUAGAGAAAUUAAUUGGUAAGUUUUGAGGCAAUAUUUUAAAAGUUUACUAGGAUUGACUUUUUUCUGAAGUCUGUAUAAAUAGCUUAUGGUGAGAAGUACUAUGCUCAAAUUUUACAUAAAAUGUUUUACUACUACUUUCCUUCACAAAUUCUGUAAUUCCACUGAAUCAUUAAGUUUACCAAAGAACUUAUUGCAUGUAAAAAUGUAUUACAAUCUCAAUGCCAGUAAAGGAAAUCUUGCUUCACUGUUCGCCUGCUACAGUAAGAGUUCAGUGCUGGUAGAAACGUUCAACUCCCUGAUGUCUCUUUUACUCUAUAUAAAGAGCCAUAUAUUAUGUACUGUAACAAAGGAGCUUCUUGUCCCUUGGGUCUUUAAUUAAAAGAAAAUUUCAACUGAUUUUUAAACUUCA